Phaethon lepturus (White-tailed tropicbird) is the source of this 925-nucleotide messenger RNA. It is a transcript of the gene TSPAN4, whose product is annotated as tetraspanin 4. Gene Ontology annotation, cellular component: membrane. The annotation marks the transcript as partial. The transcript has 3 exons. NCBI's taxonomy places the organism in Eukaryota, Metazoa, Chordata, Aves, Phaethontiformes, Phaethontidae. The record is from RefSeq and is a predicted model, not a curated record.
UUCAGAUGCUGUGGAGUCUCCAACUACACUGACUGGUUUGAAGUGUACAAUACAACCCGGGUGCCGGACUCCUGCUGCUUAGAAUUCAGUGAGAACUGUGGACUCCAUUCCCCAGGGACCUGGUGGAAAGCGCCUUGCUACGAAACAGUGAAAAUAUGGCUCCAGGAAAACUUGCUAGCAGUGGGAAUCUUUGGAUUGUGCACAGCUAUGGUGCAGAUUCUUGGACUCACCUUUGCAAUGACCAUGUAUUGUCAGGUAGUCAAGGCAGACACCUACUGUGCAUAGAUACCAUUCCCAAUCUUUCUGCUCCUCCUCCAAAGGACACAGGAGAAAUCUCCUUCAUGCUUAUCCAUCUGAUCUCUUUUUUCCCCCCUUUGUACUAUAAACUGUGUAUAAUGCUAUCUUUCUGAAGAUCUUGUGAAUCACCCCACUUUACUGAAGGAGGAAGAAAAGAAAAAGUCAGUACUUGAACUGGCACAGGUAAGAAGCAGCCUUGUCUUUAAACAGAAGAAAACCUCCAAAGAGCAAUGGUUCCUUUUCCAUGGCCUACAGCAAGGCAAAGGAGGCUGCUUAUGAGGGGCUGAUCUGCAAACCAGAUGUUAGGAGAAGACUGCACUGAGGCAACCUCUGCAAAACCUGCCAGGUUGCCUUCCCCCAUUUCAUGGUCUGGAAGAGACAGUGUAGAAAAUGAGUGUUGUUCAUCAUGGAAAGAAGGUACGGAGUACAGAGUAGCUAGCACUGAAUGCAAUUGUAAUUUUACUACAGUUUGCACACAGCUAAAAUGUCGAGAUCAAGCAGCCCUGCCUCCAAGCAUCUCAAGAUGAUUUUGUAGCCAGGAAAGGAUCAUCUUCAGAAAUACGUUCUUUUAAAGGAGUAUUUUUAAUCUUAUGUGCUGCAAAGUCAGGCUUUUAAUCAGAAUCUGUGA